Messenger RNA from Linum trigynum, 1071 nucleotides. NCBI's taxonomy places the organism in Eukaryota, Viridiplantae, Streptophyta, Magnoliopsida, Malpighiales, Linaceae. The record is from the annotation of a GenBank genome assembly.
GCAAGCGGAAACACUUCUGUUCGUGGUUGUUUCAGUAUGGCUAUCUGUGCGUUAUUUUCAACUUCCCCUCUCUUCAUUUGCACCUCGGGUAGCCGUAGCAAGCAGUUCAUCGCUAACCGACGCGUCACAAGUCCGUCAGCUGCUCUAAAUUCUUCGUUGCCGUCAUCGUCGUCCUCCCCUGAGUCUGCACCAAGAGAAAGCGUAGUUUCGUCCAAGAACCCAUCAAAGCCGUUCGUUGAAUCAUCCCGACCUUCUGAAUCGGGCUUCAACUACGCUCUCGCCAAUCCCAAUGGCAACCCAGCAGUCGUCCGCUUCGUUAGGUCUACCGAGUCCAUGAUCGAAAGGGCUAUCUUUGACUUCCGCUUCUUGGCGCUUUUUGCUGUUGCGGGCUCCUUGGCUGGUUCACUCCUCUGCUUCCUCAAUGGCUGUAUCUACAUCGUUGAUGCCUACAGAGUCUAUUGGUCAAGCUGCGUGAAAGGUGUUCAUUCAGGACAGAUGGUUUUGCGUCUAGUUGAGGCCAUUGAUGUGUACCUUGCUGGUACCGUGAUGUUGAUCUUUGGCAUGGGAUUGUACGGGUUGUUCAUCAGCAACGUCCCUCACGAUGUCCACCCGAGUGAUGAUCGUGCUCUGAAAGGAUCCUCUUUCUUUGGGAUGUUUGCACUCAAGGAGCGGCCCAAGUGGAUGAAGAUCAGCUCCCUGGACGAGCUGAAGACGAAAGUAGGGCAUGUCAUAGUGAUGAUUCUGCUGGUGAAGAUGUUUGAGAGGAGCAAGAUGGUGACGAUAGCCACGGGGAUGGACCUCUUGAGCUACUCCGUAUGCAUCUUCUUGUCCUCUGCUUCCUUGUACAUCCUCCAUAAUUUGCACAAGCAAGAAUGAAAAAACACAACCAAAUACUGAUUUAUAUACUCGGAAGCUAAUUUAUCAGUCAUUCCCAUUGUGUGUUUGUACAUAUAUUAUCAAUAUAUGAGUCCACUUAUUGUUCUCAUGUUGCUUUCAUCACAAGAAAACUUGUGUUUUUCAAAAAAAAAAAAAAAAAAAAUCAUCCGAAGAAAAGAAAACGUGUGUUUUUCU